Acipenser ruthenus (sterlet) is the source of this 1481-nucleotide messenger RNA. RefSeq names its product hepatitis A virus cellular receptor 1 homolog. The transcript has 7 exons. Lineage: Eukaryota; Metazoa; Chordata; Actinopteri; Acipenseriformes; Acipenseridae. Bases 104 to 877 code for a protein of 257 amino acids. The record is from RefSeq and is a predicted model, not a curated record.
GAACUCACAUCAGCCCUCAUAGCUUGUGGACUAUCAGUGAUUCAACUGCAAACUGUAUGUUAAUGAUCAGUAGGAAUCCAUCAGUCUGUUUUCUUGAUUCAAAAUGAAGAUGCUCUUCAGUUACGAUUCAUUGUGUUGGCUCCUUUUAGUCCCGAUGCAAGUGACUUGUAAUUCAGCCCAGAAGGUCAGUGGAAUGCUUGGACAGAACGUGACUGUGCCGUGCAGAUACUCUGUUAAAGGUGGUGUCAUGGAAAUGUGCUGGGGUCGAGGAGAAUGCACUGUUUUUAUGUGCACACAAAAAAUUAUUUCAAGUGAUGGAAACAGAGUGAACCAUAAAAAAUCAGACAAGUACGGUUUAUUUGGUAAUUUACAGGAAGGCGAUGUCUCUCUGACUAUACUACACGCCAGUGAAGAAGACAGCGAGACAUACUGCUGCCGUGUGGAAAUGAAAGGAUGGUUUAACGACCAGAAACAUAAUACACAGCUGAUCAUUGAGAAAGCUCCUGCUACAACCACAUCUAAACCAGUCACUGCUCGGGGGGCUGACACUGUGAACACCUCGAAAGGUCAAAUAACCACAAGCUUUUGGAAUGAUACUGAUUCUACAUCAAAUCACAUUACAUCUUCAGAGCAGGACCCUAAUUCCACACAGACGACCAUGGUUCAAAGUAAAGCUCCUCUUGGGAUUGGGGUAUCAGUUAUGCUUCUCCUGCUUUUAUUGGCUGUUUUGUGUUUCCUCUUCAUUUUUAAAAAUAAAUGUCUGCAAAAAUAUCAAAAACCAGAAUCCAAAACCAUCCAGGAACUGCAAAUCAGAACAAACGUGGAUGAGAACAUUUACACCACCGAAGAACAAACCGAUUAUGAAGUGUGCCCCUAAUGGUAACCAAAGAAGAAGCAGGAGACCAUGAAGUCUUCACUUUCCAUGGGUUUAUUUAUGUUCCAUUAAUGUUAACAAUUCAAGACGAAUAACACUUUUUCUAUUUUUAUUAUGUACUACUAUAAACCUCUAAUGGAAACCAGAUGUAUUUUCAGUAUUUAUUUCUUUCUAAAUGACUAAUUUUCCUGUUCUCUAGCUUUUGUACUAUAAUACAAUGGAUACGACACUGUUUACCUUUUCAGUGCUCACAUGUAAAUUCAAUACAUGGGGGUGUUUUUCACUAACAUGUUGCUCUUUGUUUAAAAAUCAAAAAUCCAUUUAAAAGGGAUUUUUAAAUUGAUAUAUUGCUGUCUGUUAUUGCUUUCGUUCUAAAAUACAUGUAUUAACUGGGACCAUUUUAAAUAUAGAUUGUAUAUUUUGUAUAUUAUUUCAAUAUUGUUUUAUAUGUAUAUUGUAUUGAACAUGGAUGCUACUUUAUAAAUAUUCUUUCUUCAGGUGUUUCUGUAAAAUCAGUACACAACAUCCAGUGGAGAAGGGGGAUGUGGUUGUAUUUGUAAGUUCUUUCUGGGUAAUGGAGCUUGAAGAUGUAUUUUAUAACCUUUAC